Penicillium arizonense is the source of this 1293-nucleotide messenger RNA. RefSeq names its product putative MFS transporter. The record is from RefSeq and is a predicted model, not a curated record. The transcript has 9 exons. Gene Ontology annotation, biological process: transmembrane transport. The coding region runs from base 1 to 1293 and encodes 430 amino acids. Gene Ontology annotation, molecular function: transmembrane transporter activity. Lineage: Eukaryota; Fungi; Ascomycota; Eurotiomycetes; Eurotiales; Aspergillaceae.
AUGCUCUUCAUAUCGCUAAUGACCAGUUCGUUGCUGGCGGAUGGGGCAAUGGUCUGGGGUUCUACUCUGAUAACUGAGCAAGCCAUGGAUUGGGACAUUAGUAUCACACAUUCGGCGACGAGUAUGAACUAUGGCAUCCUGCUUCAGGGCUUUGGAGGUAUCUUUGCAGUGCCGCUUAUUGAAGCCUACGGUCGUCUGCCGAUCUGGCUAUGGCCUCAGGUGAUCACCAUGUUCAUGGUAUUGGGUGCUACGCUUUCCAAUGACUGGUCCACUUUCACGACCUUCCGAUCCUUGCAGGGUCUGUUUGGGACUGUGCCUCAGGUUAUUGGUCUUCCCAUUAUUCACGAUAUGUAUACCUCGGCUGAAUGGCCGCGUAUGAUCAAUAUCUGGGGAACUACCUUUCUAGUCGGUCCCUUCCUCGGUCCCGCGAUAGCAGGAUACAUCGGUGCCGGAACGGACUGGCGCACCUCCUUCGGCGUACUCACAGCCAUCUAUGGCGUGUCUACGGCCAUGGUCAUCCUGUUCGGCUAUGAGACUUAUUAUGUUCAUGGCCAAAGAGGCAGUCCCUCACGCCUAGCUUCUUACUGUGGCAUUGGAAACACUCUACUUCCGAAGGGAUCUACAUUGACAUAUUGGUGUCGAAUGGUCGUAGUCUAUAUCUUCAAGUUUCCGUUAUUGAUGACUGGCUUCGCCAUUUUGGUGACAUUUACAUGGCCCAUUGGAAUUACAACUACUAUCGACGCCUUCUUACAUAGUCCGCCCUACCUCUUUGACACAAUCGAGGCAUCAUCCAUGCGAUUUGCUGGUGUCAUCGGGGCUCUGUGUGGCUGGGCCUUUGGUCACUUCUUCAAUGGCUGGAUCUUCAACCGGCACAGCAAUAAUAACACAUGGCGAACCGAACUCCGUCUCCACGGUGUCUGGUUCCCAAUUGGUAGUAUGGCCUCUGGCCUCUUGACAUACGGACUCACCCUGCACUUUGGCAAGCACUGGAUUGGCCUGGCAUUUGGCUGGAUCAUGGUGAACACCGGCAUGGUAGCAACAAUUGUCGCCAUUUCUGCCUAUGCAUUAGAAAAAUACCCCGAACAAUCUACGUGUGUCUCAGCAAUCCUGAACAUGUGGCGUACCUGCGGCGGGUUCGCAGUGGGAUAUUUCCAGCCAGCUUGGAUUGAUCGCAAUGGACUGGGCUUGGUCUUUGGGAUUCAGGCUGCCGUUGUUUGUGUGGCUAUUGUCUUAACAAUUACUCCUGUUUUCCUGUGGGAACGCAAGAGACGCACGCAAGGUCAAGAAGCAUGA